AGUCGGGCGGAUACAUGGAGGUGGAAACAGACCGAGAGAGAUGGCGACCACGAUUGGCGAGGGAGACAGGCACCCGAGGAGACGGAGUCUGGAGGGGACAGAGACAGGGUAGCAGAAACUCAUAGGGAUGGAGACUCAGAGACCGUCGGCGUAGAUGCAGACUUGGCGGGACGAAUGAACCUCGCAACUGGAGAUGAAUCCGGAGUUGGGGUAGUCAAGGUGUUUGCCACCUGGUCCUGGUGGUGCUGAGCCUCCGGUUAGAUAGAGUCGUUGCCCCCGGGCCACCUCCUGGCCCCCCUCGAGUUCCCCCAGACCCUCGGGCAGACCUGGACAGUGCGGUGCUCCUGACGCGCUCCCUCCUGGCGGACACUCGGCAGCUGGCUGCACAGCUGAGAGACAAAUUCCCUGCAGAAGGAGACCACAACCUGGAUUCCCUGCCCACCUUGGCCAUGAGUGCAGGGGCACUUGGAGCCUUGCAGCUGCCAGGUGUGCUGACUAGGCUUAGAGCUGACCUGCUCUCAUACUUGCGGCAUGUGCAGUGGCUGCGCAGGGCUGGUGGCCCUUCCCUGAAGACCCUGGAGCCCGAGCUGGGUGCUCUGCAGGCUCGGCUGGACCGGCUCCUGCGAAGGCUGCAGCUCCUGAUGUCCCGCCUGGCCCUGCCCCAGACAGCCCCAGACCCACCAGCGCCUCCCCUAGCCCCACCUGCCUCAGCCUGGGGAGGCAUCAGGGCCGCCCAUGCCAUCCUGGGGGGAUUGCACCUGACCCUGGACUGGGCCGUGCGGGGGCUGCUGCUGCUGAAGACUCGGCUCUGACCUGGGACCUAAAGCCACCAUCAUCCUUAAAAGCCACAUCUUAUUUAUUUAUUUAUUUCAGUACUUAGGGUGUGAGGUCAGGGGAUAGCCCCUCUCAUUACCCACCGUAGUUAGAUACAGUCCCUCCAGGAGACUUGGGUGGGGGGCACCUGUGCCUUAUUUAUACUUAUUUAUUUAAGGAGUGGGGGAUGGGAGGCAGGUGAACUCAGGUCCCCAAGGAGGAGGGAACCAGGAUCCUGGAUUCUUGGAUCUCCAAGAAGUCUUUCCACAGUGUCUUCCUGACUUCCACCCUUCUGGGCCUGGGCAGGAGUGUAUAUUAUUUAUUAAACAAUUACUUUUUAUGUUAUGGUGGGGAGGGGGGAAAGGAAGCCUGGGUGUUCAUUCAGAAAUGUGAGAAACCUUUGUGAGACAAUGGGGAAUUAAACUUGUCAUACCUAUACACUUAGGGGUGACUUCUCUUAGGGUUGGGGGCCUGGAUGCUGGGGUCCCUGGGGCAGCAGGAGGCAGAGGUCCUGAGUGGGUAGAGCAGGGGAGGGGAGACUGCAGAGAUUGCAACCAUGCACCAGGCUGCCCCUAAUUGUCAGCCACUCAGACAAUUCUACGGAGGCAGGGGUCUGGGCCUCAUCUGGUGCCCAGCACUGCAUAGGUGUUCAAUAAAUAUUUAAUGGAAGGUUCCAGAAGGUUACCCUGUUACCUGCAUGGGCAGAGCUGUAGGCUGGUAGCUGUUCAUUUUGACAUUGAUCCCUAUGACAAGUUGGAAACAACCUAGAUGCCCAGCUGUGGGAAAAUGGUGAAAUAAGACAUGGUACCCACAGCAGGGAGCAGCAUCUCCUGCUCACGGGAGGCUUCAGACAUGCUGGAGACACCCAAAGAUGCCCUGUGGCCUGAAGCAGCAGGAUGCAGAACCACUGAGUGACCCCGAUUUUGCAUUUCUCUUUAUGAAUCUUUCAAAAAUGCUAGAGGGAAGUACAAUGACAAUGGCUAACUCUGGGUGGAAGUGAGAGAUGGGAUGUGGGUCACUUUUAUUGUUUGCGCUUGUCUGUAUUUUCCAGAAUUUCUACCAUGACUGUAUUUUGCAUGACACAUUUAAAAAUAAUAAUAAACAC
Messenger RNA from Sciurus carolinensis (gray squirrel), 1918 nucleotides. RefSeq names its product interleukin 11 (gene Il11). Gene Ontology annotation, biological process: positive regulation of cell population proliferation; positive regulation of MAPK cascade. Gene Ontology annotation, cellular component: cytoplasm. The record is from RefSeq and is a predicted model, not a curated record. The transcript is spliced from 5 exons. Bases 450 to 812 code for a protein of 120 amino acids. Gene Ontology annotation, molecular function: growth factor activity; cytokine activity. Lineage: Eukaryota; Metazoa; Chordata; Mammalia; Rodentia; Sciuridae.